CAUUAUUACGGCUUUCACCGCAUCUCGUCUCUCCGUCGCCUCGGGCCGAGCUCCACAUCGCCGCCGACCGGACGCAGCCGACACCUGCCUGCCGCGUUCACGCGCGCUCGGCUUCGGAAAGAGCGAAUCGACGGUGGCAGACAUGUGAGUUGCGGAGCGUCGUUUCUCCACUUCGGUGCUGCUAGGUGCUAUUGUAGCCCCACACCGACGCUCAUUGCGCCGUUUAGCGUCACGGGCGGCGUGCUUUUGGGAGCUCAGUGAGGGCUAAUGGAGCGAGCUGGCUCUGGUUGAAGUGCUCCAAUGGAUGCAUGCAAGCAUGGAUGGAUGGAGUCUCUGGAUGCGUGACAAGUUUGUAACGUAGGCUCGGGCGCGCAGAGAUUGUAGUGGAUGCGUGUGGAUUUCAACCCUAGUCAGAUGUGGAGGCCCGGCCAGGAGCGUUCACACUGCGGCGAGGGUGCAUGUGUUUUGCUGGCCGGGCCGAGAAGCACAUACGGCGGAGGGAGUCUGCAGCGUGACCACCAGGGCAGAUGGACAAGAACAUGAAACUUCUCAUGAAGAUGUCCGUCCAACAAAGCAGGUGGCAUGUGACAACGACAAGACCCAGGAGAAGAUCCUGGGACUGAAGCACGCGUCCCUUCACACCGAUGGCCUGGACUGAGUUUCAGCUGGCCCACUGAAGCCAUGGGGAGCUGUUGGAGCUGUCUCUACAGGGACCCCAUCCGAGACAACCAUCUCACCAAGUUUAAGGUCAUCAAUGUGGACGAUGAAGGCAACGAGCUGGGCUCUGGUAUCAUGGAGCUCACCCAGACCGAGCUCAUUCUUCACACGCGCAAAAGGGACGCCAUCAGGUGGCCGUACCUCUGCCUGCGCCGCUACGGCUACGAUUCCAACCUGUUUUCUUUUGAGAGCGGGCGUCGUUGUCAGACCGGACAGGGAAUAUUUGCCUUCAAGUGCUCUCGGGCAGAGGAGAUCUUCAACCUGCUCCAGGAGCUGAUGCAAUGCAACAGCAUCAAUGUGGUGGAAGAGUCCAUGAUGAUGUCUGGCAGCGGCCACACGCCAGAGAUGGAGAUGUCUCGCGCACCACAGACACCCAACACUCCAGCAUUCCCCGUGCCGACUUUUCCCAACGGAUACCCUGGUUAUCCAAUCAGAGGGGAUUCCUCCCAACCUUCCCAUGUGGAGGAUCAUGGACACAAUCUGAUGGCUUUGGAAGACCAGACUCACACUUAUGUGAACACAGUUAGCAUGGAGGGGGAUCUCGCCAUGCGUCACUGUGUGCACUCCUUACCUGAGGUGCGGCCCAGCACUUUCACCGAAACGACACGAGUUGGGGGACAAGGGAGCACACAGCCAAACCUGCGGCGUUGUCCCCUUGAGGAGCAUCAAGAGCCGCAGGUGUUCCUACAGCCAUCGUCACAGGAGGUCAAGUUCAUGCUUGGCCCCACUCCGGCUCAGCGUCAUCUACUGCAAAGGGAGCGGGAGAGGGAGCGGCUCGCUCACGGUACCCACAGCCUUCAGCCAGUAGAGGGCACAACAGGCUCAGAGACGGACGGAGACGAACCCUCCCUGCACAUGUGCAAUACCUUCUCCUAUCACCAUUUCCAUCACCACCCGCACCGGCACCCGUGCCACGAGCACCCGGAGAGGUGCCGAGGCGCCGAGCUCACCUACGAGAACAUCAACGGCCUGAGGAGCGGCCGAAAGCAGCGGCUGAGUCCCAGCAGCGUGUCCCAGUCGGUGGGCUCGAGCAGCAGCAGCAGCACCGGGGACAGUCACGCCCACACCCUCCUGCACCCGCACGGCCCGUCCUCGCUUCCCCCGCAGGGCUACGGCUGCGAGAGGCCCGUGGCCGGAGGUGGUCACCGCCGGACGGCCCUGCUUAACUACGAGAACCUGCCCUCGCUUCCCCCCGUGUGGGAGUACAGCGCCCUGCAGCGCGACGACGAGCAGGAAGAAGACGACGACGAGGCCGACGAGGAGGAAUACGAAGAGGAGGAGGAAGACUUCGACGAGUAUGAGUUCUCGGAAGGCCCCGAGACGAACAACGGGUACCACCCGGACGGGCGGGGCAUCCACAGAGAUGCCCUGCAGAACUACGUCAACACAGAACAGGUGCAGCCGCCCACAAUGCGACACAGCUGCCCGCCGCAUCCACGACCGUGUCAGCCCGACAGAGGGGGGCGCAUAUUUAACUUUGAUUUCCGCAGACGCUCAAGGUCAGGGGUUGGAGUCUGCGAGCACGGGCACAUGCCCCCGUCACGGCAACUGAACUACAUCCAGGUGGACCUUGAGGGAGAACCGCCCUGCCAAGCUCUCGGCGCCGGCGGCGGUGGGGGCGGACAGCCACACCAGCGCCUCCCGCUCCAAAAGUGUGGCCCGCAGGCACCCCGCCGCAGCGAAUGCUACGCAGUCAUCGACCUGAAGAAGACGGCGGCCAUGUCGAACCUGCAAAAAGCUCUGCCCAGGGAUGAUGGCACUUCCAGAAAGACUCGCCACAACAGCACAGACCUGCCUCUGUAAACCCCGUCGACCGUGACGAGCAGACACUGCGACAGAUGAAAGGCUCAUCCUCAUUUUAGCACACUGGACCCUUCACUGUCAUCCGUCCAUUUCGACUAUGGCGCUGACUAAAACAGUACAGGUACCAGAUUAGAACCCUACUGUAUCAGUGUCUAUAAAAGGGAACUUCUGAAGGAGAAUUUUGCCAUUUGAUGCUGUUAUUUAUUAGCUGUGUUGUGACGUUCUCUCCGGAAUUUCACUUUCAAGUGCAAAUACUGUUUGCUUGAUUUCUAACGAUUUCGCAUAUCGACAAUAUGCGGGAGCAGUGAGAACGGAGGCAUUUUCAUUGUGUAACUUAACCAUGAUUCCCCCCCCCCCCCCCCACAAACUUCCUCUCUUCUUGUGUUUCUACUUCCCCAACCAGCACAUCCAUGUGACAGCCCCUCGCUUCCUUGUGAGAGGCCAAACGCAUACCGAGGUGUAGCCUACCAUUUAUUUUGAUGACGUUUCCGGCCGUCGUCCGUCAGUAGAGCAGUUUGCACACAAUCCUAUGGAAUUGUAUUCUUUGGGUUAUAGGGAGAGUUUUCACAAUCACAAACAAAACAAAAAAAAAAAAAAAAAGAACCAAGUGAGGUUGAGAGGUUGUUUUGGGAGAAUUCAACUAAGCUCAAGGGACAAGUAGCACAAAGUGAAUCCGGUGAGCCUCGUCCCUCGCCCAAGUAGCAUAUCACCCUCCAUCACACCUCCAUCCACUGCGUACGAUAAUGCACUUUUGAACCCAGACGAGUGAGGACGCUGUUUAUUUUAACAUCCCCUGCACCUGAGCCACAGGUUUCUCAUUUUCGAAAAAGAAAAAAAAAAAAAAACAUAAGCGGGCCACAUACUGUAUUUCAUAGCCAGCAUUUGUAGUACUUCAAAUGUUUGCGAGACAACAUCUGUAACUUGACAGAGUGGCAUUAAUCUUAUUAGCCUCGCCUAAAAUGUGCCGAUUCUACACUUUGCCCAUCAUCAGGUAUGAAUGCCCUGCGUGAAAGGUAAUCAAAGUUAUCUUUUUGGAUUGCUAAUCCACACUUUAGUGAGGUAUUUAUUUAUUUAUUUCAUUAUUUAUUCGUUCUCGCCUUAACGUGUCCAACGGUUGCGUUCCAUGUGACAACCAGCAUAUUUUUAUCUGUAAUCCAGUUAAUCUGGAGACCAAAGUUUCACUUUUGACUGGUCCGUGCGUGAUUCUAUGUUGACAAAAGACAGACUUUAAGUGCCAAAAAUGUAAAAAAAAAAAA
This is a messenger RNA of Hippocampus comes (tiger tail seahorse), 3776 nucleotides long. RefSeq names its product fibroblast growth factor receptor substrate 3 (gene frs3). Gene Ontology annotation, biological process: fibroblast growth factor receptor signaling pathway. The record is from RefSeq and is a predicted model, not a curated record. Gene Ontology annotation, molecular function: transmembrane receptor protein tyrosine kinase adaptor activity; fibroblast growth factor receptor binding. Bases 682 to 2520 code for a protein of 612 amino acids. The transcript has 7 exons. Lineage: Eukaryota; Metazoa; Chordata; Actinopteri; Syngnathiformes; Syngnathidae. Gene Ontology annotation, cellular component: cytoplasm.